Condylura cristata (star-nosed mole) is the source of this 2393-nucleotide messenger RNA. It is a transcript of the gene B3GALNT2, whose product is annotated as beta-1,3-N-acetylgalactosaminyltransferase 2. The transcript has 12 exons. The record is from RefSeq and is a predicted model, not a curated record. NCBI's taxonomy places the organism in Eukaryota, Metazoa, Chordata, Mammalia, Eulipotyphla, Talpidae. Gene Ontology annotation, cellular component: membrane. Gene Ontology annotation, molecular function: hexosyltransferase activity. The coding region runs from base 1 to 1524 and encodes 507 amino acids.
AUGGCAGAAGAGCCUACGAGGAACAGAGCACCGUCGCGGAAGCAGCAGCUGAGCUCGCUGGCCAUGGCUGUCAUUUGCAACAGGGUGUUGAAGCGUCUCUGCGAGAAGCGCGGCCUCCAGCCGGCAGAUCAGUUGGCCUUACCACCUCAGCGGUCGUCUAGUCAUUAUGACGUGGUUGUUGGUGUGCUGUCGGCUCGCAAUAACCAUGAACUUCGGAGUGUGAUAAGAAGCACCUGGCUGAGGCAUUUGCUGCAACACCCAGCACUAAGUCGACGCGUGCUUGUGAAGUUCAUCAUAGGUGCCCGUGGCUGCGACGUGCCCGUGGAGGACCGGGAAGACCCUUACUCCUGCAGACUGCGCAACAUCUCCAGCCCAGCUUUGAAUCAGGAGAUCGAGGCGUUCAGUCUUCCUGAAGAUGCCUCCGCCGGGCGCUCUGAGGACCGUGUCGUCAGCCUGAGCUUCCGAGUUCUCCACCCGAUUGUCAUUACCAGUCUGGGGGUGUUUGAUGAUGCCAGCGAUGGGAGUUUCCAGAGGAACAUCACUGUCAAGCUUUAUCAGGCAGAGCAGGAGGAGGCCCUCUUCACUGCUCGCUUCAGCCCCCCGAGUUGUGGUGUACAGGUGAACAAGCUGUGGUACAAGCCUGUGGAGCAGUUCAUCCUGCCAGAGAGCUUUGAAGGCACAGUCGUGUGGGAGAGCCAAGACUGCCAGGGCCUGGUAUCGAGAGACCCCCGCAGCGUGACCAUGAAUGACGGCGGGGGCGUCCUCAGAGUCGUCUCGGCUGGAGAGGGCGCGCUGCCUCGGGAACUCCUGGAAGGUGUGGAGGGCAUUGCAGGCGGCUUUAUUUAUACUAUUCAGGAAGGUGACGCUCUCCUACAGAACCUUCGCUCUCGCCCCCGAAGACUGAGUGAGCACAUGAGCAGCCUCCAGGCGGAAGAUGCCUCCCUGGGGGAGGAAGGCCGCAUCCACGGUGACAUCGUCUUUGUGGACGUCCUUGACACUUACCGGAACGUGCCUGCGAAACUGCUGAGCUUCUACAAAUGGACUGUGGAAACGACCAACUUUGACUUGUUGCUGAAGACAGAUGAUGACUGCUACAUUGACUUAGAAGCCGUUUUUAAUAGAAUUCUCCUGAAGAACCUGGGAGGUCCUAACUUUUGGUGGGGAAAUUUCAGGCUGAAUUGGGCCGUGGACAGGACGGGGAAGUGGCAGGAGCUGGAGUACCCCAGUCCUGCGUACCCCGCCUUCGCAUGUGGGUCCGGGUACGUGAUCUCCAGGGACAUCGUCCACUGGCUGGCCAGCAACUCGGGGAGAUUAAAAACCUACCAGGGUGAAGAUGUGAGCAUGGGCAUUUGGAUGGCAGCCAUCGGGCCUAGAAGACACCAGGAUGGCCUGUGGCUGUGCGAGAAGACGUGUGAGGCAGGCAUGCUGUCGUCCCCACAGUACUCCCCACAGGAGCUAGUGGCACUCUGGAAGCUGAAGGAGCGCUGUGGUGACCCGUGCCAGUGUGCAGCUGGGAGAGCAUGACUUUGGCUCGCUGUGUCUGAGGAUCAGGGUAGGUGGAUGGUACCUGAAUGCCAGUCUGAGGCGAGAUGACGGCCUGUCAGGGGAGGCUGGUUGCACGUCCACCUGUAGCCAGUGUGAGAGGUUUCUUAACAUCUGCACAAAGUUUCCUUUUAAAAAUCAGUUAAUCUACAUAUUGGUACAUGAUUUGAAUGAUACCAAGUUGUUUGUAAAAAGACAAAGUAGUUCUGUAACUAGUAAUUUAGUAGCUCUCACUGUUGGUUGGGAGUUGGUCUAGUUCCAAGGGCUGGGACUUCAGCCAGGACUGCAGACUGUUCGGGGUACCACAGUAGGGUAAUUACAGGCAGACAGAACUCACAGGACUGCCGUGUGACCACGUGUGCCAAAGCUUGGGGCGUCUGAAGGAUGUGGCAGUUUGAAACUGAUGUCAGUAUUGGUUGUGGACACUAACUGAAGUUUAUCAAGCAGACUGAUUUUUGCCAUUUUAACAGUAACCUUAAACGUGCUAUGCUAAAUUUAGGUAAAACCAAAUACCUCUCAGGGCUUUGUGCCACAGGGAAAGGCAGGGAGGACUCUGCUUUCUCCCUUUCAGUGCCUGCUGUUUUCCUGAUGUGUAAAGGAAUCUCAGAGCUGAUGAUCUUCUGUGAAAGAAUUAUGUGCUCAAUUUAGGUGUAAGUAGAGAAAAGCAUGUAUUUUUUCAAGUAUAUCAAAAACAAUGCAACUGAGAAGAACACUCAGCACCCCGACCUGUAGAUGUGCCUCCCUCAGGUUAAGGGACAGCUCCCCAAAUACCAACCCCGUCAUCUUUGUGAUCUUUUAAACCAGUAGUGAAUUCCAUUAAAAUUAGUCCUUGGAGAGAAAGUAACUGUUCU